Williopsis jadinii is the source of this 301-nucleotide messenger RNA. It is a transcript of the gene MCO10, whose product is annotated as Mco10p. Lineage: Eukaryota; Fungi; Ascomycota; Saccharomycetes; Phaffomycetales; Wickerhamomycetaceae. The transcript is spliced from 3 exons. The record is from RefSeq and is a predicted model, not a curated record. Bases 29 to 259 code for a protein of 76 amino acids. Gene Ontology annotation, biological process: proton motive force-driven ATP synthesis.
CAACAUACUUUAAAACCAAGAAUACACGAUGGGAUCCGCUUAUACUAUCUUUGGUAAACAAGUCUCCUCUCACUGGAUUGCCAUUGCAACACUAUCCGCCGCUCUUGGUCUUGGUGUUGUGUCCUCAUCUGGAUCUAAGGCCGAGGCCUCACCAAAGGCCACUCCUGUUCCAGCUGCUCCGGUUGCUGAGAAGAGUGAAGACUUUGAUGUUGAGAAGUUGUUGAAUGACUUCUUGAAGGAUGACGAGGAAAAGAAGUGAACCCUUCCCCCACACUCUAAGUAUAUCCAAUCUGAUGCAUCG